Messenger RNA from Chelonus insularis, 3261 nucleotides. RefSeq names its product exostosin glycosyltransferase 1 ttv (gene ttv). The coding region runs from base 877 to 3012 and encodes 711 amino acids. The record is from RefSeq and is a predicted model, not a curated record. Gene Ontology annotation, molecular function: glycosyltransferase activity. The transcript has 8 exons. NCBI's taxonomy places the organism in Eukaryota, Metazoa, Arthropoda, Insecta, Hymenoptera, Braconidae. Gene Ontology annotation, cellular component: membrane.
CUAGACAACAUAUAGCAUACAUAUAUUGCUCUUUUGUAUACUUAAAUGUCAAGGCAGUUCAUCAAAAGGUUUUAAAUUUAUUACUUGUUCAUCAACAUGUGACGAUAUUUAUCUAAUUUUUCGUUGUUAAAUAAUAAUUUGUUAUCGAAAUGAAAAUAGAAUGUGAAAAAAUGUUUUUACGUGAAUAUAAACUACUGUGGAGACGAUCCAAGUCCGCAAGGACUAACCUAAAAGAGUCAUGUUGUUUGAGUUUAUUCAAAAUUAAAAUAUUGAAAAAAAAUUAAAACUUUAGUAUGUAAUGAUAAUAAAUGUGAUGUUUUUUAAUAUUUUUGAUUAGUGAAGACAGCCUUAUUCAAUACUAUAUACUUUAUAAUUGUAAAAAAAAAUUAAAUAUAACAUGCUAAUGUUAAGUCACUAGAUCCAGGCUUAUAUUAUUGGUGAAUUAUAUUAAAAAUAAUGACGACAUUCAAAUCGUGAUCGCAAUUGGCUAUGAAGCAAUAUUUAAAGAGAUACAAGAGUUUAAAAUACGUAAUUGCAGUAAGUGCAUAUACGUAUAGAAAAAGAAUAUUACAAGAGGUAUUUUGGAGCAUCAAAAAGUCAAAUACUUUGGAAACUACUGAAUAUUCUGCUCCGAUUUAUCAAAGCAAUAUCCUGCAAUGGAGUCAAUUCUUCUCUAGAAUAAUCCAAUUGUCAUAUAUUAUAUCUACACAUAGAAAUAUAUAUACAGAGAAUAAUGUUGGCAAUUAUUUUGUAUAAGAGUUGCAAUGCAUUUUGAAUGUAGCAAAGUGACUUUUAUAAUCAAGAGACGAUAUUUUAAAUUAAAUGUAAUCGUGUAUGUGUAAAUUAGAAGAAUCAAUUACUUAAAAAAACUACAAAAUGCAGGCCAAAAAACGUUAUCUAUUAUUAUUUGUCACAUGUGCGUUUCUUGGGUACUGCUAUUUUGGUGGUUAUAGAUUAAAAAGUAGAAAUAUUGAUGAAAUAAUACAUUACUCUUGGGAAAAAUUGCCAUCCUAUUUGACUAUAAAUGAAGAAUUUUAUGAUAAAGAUUUAAGAUUAUCUAACGGUAAAUCUUUAAUAAUAAAUCCACAUAAACAAUGUCGGAUGGAUACUUGUUUUGAUUACACAAAGUGUAGAAAAGGAUUUACUGUUUAUGUAUAUCCAGUUGAGGAUGCUAUAAGUCCAUUAUACCAAAAAAUAUUAAAUGUUAUCACUGAAUCUCGUUAUUACACGUCAGAUCCAUCACGUGCAUGUUUAUUUGUAUUGGCAUUGGACACCUUAGAUCGAGAUCCAUUAUCAACAGAAUUUAUUCAUAAUCUACCUUCAAAAUUACUACGCUUACCUUAUUGGAAUGAAGGUAGAAAUCAUCUCAUUUUCAAUCUAUACUCUGGAACUUGGCCCGAUUAUGUUGAAGAUGCGUUAGCUUUUAAUAUUGGUUAUGCAAUGUUAGCUAAAGCAAGUAUGUCUAUAAGUAUUCUUCGGUCAAAUUUUGAUGUUUCUAUUCCUCUUUUUGGAAAACAACAUCCUGAACGAGGUGGAGAACCUGGUCAAGCACCUGAGAAUAAUUUUCCUAGCAAUAAAAAAUAUUUAGCAGCAUUUAAAGGGAAACGAUAUGUACAUGGAAUUGGUUCAGAAACAAGAAAUGCUCUUUAUCAUCUUCAUAAUGGUAAAGAUCUUGUUUUUGUCACCACUUGUCGACAUGGCAAAGCCUGGAGAGAGCUUCAAGAUGAACAUUGUCAACAAGAUAAUCAAGAAUAUGACACGUAUGAUUACGAAGUGUUGUUGUUGAAUUCAACCUUUUGUUUAGUUCCGAGAGGACGUAGGCUUGGUAGUUUUCGAUUUUUAGAAGCUCUCAAAGCCGGAUGUAUUCCUGUUAUAUUAAGUAAUGGAUGGGCACUACCAUUUCAUGAUCGUAUUGACUGGAAUCAAGCAGUUAUAUUUACAGACGAAAGAUUGUUGUUUCAGAUUCCUGAUAUUCUGCGUUCCAUUCCAAAUACACAAAUUUUGAAAUUGAGACAACAAACCCAAUUUUUAUGGGAAAGAUAUUUUUCUUCUAUUGAAAAGAUUAUUUUUACGGUCUUUGAGAGUAUUCGCGAACGCUUACCGUGGGAAGGUGCACGUGAAAAACUUUUAUGGAAUACAUAUCCUGGUGCAUUGGCAAUUCUACCACAGUUUGCAGAUAGUCAGCAAGAGCUUCCGUUUUCAAAUAAUGAACCAGGCAAUGCAUUUACUGCCAUUAUUUACUCACAGUUAGGGUCCACUGCUGUUCUUUAUCGUCUACUUCGAAGCGUUGCCAAGAGUAAAUAUUUAGAUAAGAUAAUUUUACUGUGGAAUUCUGAUAUUCCUAUACCAAGACGACCACGUUGGCAAGGCAUCAAAGUAACGAUUAAUGUGAUAGUUGCUAGUAGUAUAUCCCAACGUUUCUAUCCUUAUUCUCAAAUACAAACCAGUGCCAUAUUAUCAUUGGAUGAAGAUGUUACUCUCAAUACUGAUGAAAUUGAUUUUGCCUUUGUCGUAUGGCAAUCAUUUCCCGAUCGAAUUGUUGGAUAUCCAGCUAGAUCUCAUUACUGGGAUGAUUCCAAGCGAUCUUGGGGUUACACUAGUAAAUGGACAAAUGACUACAGUAUUGUUUUAACUGGAGCAGCUUUUUAUCAUCGUUACUAUAAUAGUUUAUAUACUGAAUCGUUAAGUUCGACGUUACAUAAAACUGUUGAACAGUCCCAAAAUUGUGAAGAUAUACUCAUGAAUUUUUUGGUGAGCCACGUUACUCGACGACCACCGAUUAAAAUUACUCAACGUAAACUUUAUAAGGAUACUACGGCAGCUGGAAUUAGAUCCUCAUGGAAUGAUCCAGAUCAUUUCACACAACGGCAAACUUGCAUGAAUACUUUUGUGGCUGUGUUUGGUUACAUGCCUUUGUUGCGGUCCAACAUGAGACUAGAUCCUGUAUUAUUCAAAGACCCAGUCAGCAAUUUACGAAAAAAAUAUCGGCAAAUUGAAUUAGUUAGUAAUUAAAUAUAACAAUAUAGUCAGUACCAGAUUGUAUAUCUAUAAAAUUGUUCAUCAAUUCAUCAUUGAAAUCAAUGACACUGAUACGAAUUGAAUAAGAAAAUUAUGCAAUUUUUAAUACAAAAAAAAAUAUUCUUUUUAAUACUUUUAUUAUAAAAUGAAUAAAAUUAAUCUCUUAGUUGAAUCAUUCCGCGCAUUCAUUGUCAAUAUUUAUCACUAUCAUUAUUAAGAUAACAAUAAUAACAAAUUAAGUCU